Molecule: messenger RNA, 1554 nt
Organism: Coprinopsis cinerea okayama7#130
Lineage: Eukaryota; Fungi; Basidiomycota; Agaricomycetes; Agaricales; Psathyrellaceae
Exons: 1
Coding region: 1-1554 (517 amino acids)
Biological process (GO): SCF-dependent proteasomal ubiquitin-dependent protein catabolic process
Cellular component (GO): SCF ubiquitin ligase complex
Molecular function (GO): protein binding
Source: RefSeq, a predicted model, not a curated record
AUGACUCGUUCCCACCUGACAGUUGUAAUCCAGGCCCAUAAGGAUGUUGAGCAAGAUCUCACCGACGCCACCCACUCGUUGACCAGAGUGCCAGAAAUCCUUGUGGCCCCCUUUCCAGAACACCUUUUCAGCAAUCAUCCGCCGACAGAAGAACAAGUGCACUCCGUUCGUCAAACUAUUGCUGCAGCAGAGAGGGUACUCGCUUCCAUCGACUUAAAGUUGCGCCAUUCGCCAAAUGACAGCGGGUUGCUUAGCAGUCGCAUCGCCUGCCAGACAUUCAUCGACAAUCAUCGGAAGGUGUUGUCCCCUUGGAGGCAUCUACCCGAGGAACUCCUCAUGGAAAUAUUCUCGAAAUUCCUCCCACAUACUAACCCCCUCGAGGUUAGGCUUCACCCCUACUCAAGGGGGUAUUUUCGCCGGUGGAUGUCGAUUCGACGUGUCUGUAGAGAAUGGAAAGACGCGCUUCAUACGGUUCCCAAGCUAUUUGGCUACCUGCCCACGCUCUCCUUCCGGAUAGGGUCUCAGUCGGGAGUUGGACAUUACCAGCAGCUCCUUCAGCACAUCGGUUGGGCCUAUCCGGAACCAUUGCAGUUCAUGGUGUCUAACAUAUUCUCUGCGGAAGAAGGGCUCAAGGCCCUCCCUGAGCUCAUCGCUCUCACGGAUAACUGGGAAAUAGUCCACUUCGACAACUCCUACAGUCUUCUCCUGUCUCUAACCGGCCUCAAGUUCCCCAAUUUACGCAAACUAACGCUGGAAUUGUGGUGGUUGGAGUCCGACGACGUGGCGCAUGGAGACCCAUUGAGCGUAUUCGAGCAUGCACCGAAGCUAGAGCACCUGCUUGCUGGAUCCAGCUGCAUAAUCGGAGCGAGGGCUAAAUUCCCUUGGAAGCAGCUAAAGUUUUACGCAGAUAUAUUAGGCGAUGCAGUAGGUGGCGCGCUUCCGACUGUCGUCGCACAAUGCACCGAACUUGAGCAUCUCAAGGUUCGCCAAAGAGAGCGUAUCCCCGUUGACAAGGUGAACCUUCGUGCCCUGAAGUCCCUUGACAUCUAUUACGGAGGCAGCAUCCUUUUUCCAGAACACAUCAUUCACCAACUGACACUUCUACGGCUCGAAACGCUUCGAAUCGCCCUGCCUGACAUCAUAGAGUCCUCUUUCGCUUUCCGUUCUGUCACGUCCCUAGUUUCACGGUCUGGGUGCGGGAAUCACCUUCGGCACAUAUCUUUGCUCAUAGGUCCACAGUUGUCGAAGGGCGAGCUCACCAAUCUCCUUCAUGACACCCCUCAACUAAUCAGACUCGAUAUCAAAUAUCCACCGAUCGAGGACGCUCUCAGUCUCGCCGUACUCCCCGAUCGCCCAACUCUCGUCCGGCAACUAGAGUGCCUGCGCAUCCAUACCAACAUCAAUCCGGGAGACGAAGCUGUAUAUCGCACCAUCGGCCAAACCAGAUGCGAGGCGGUACCCAGUGUGCGGUGCCAGCCACCCGUCCGUCGUUUGAAGGAACUUAGGGUCGUCGUCCCGUACGACGCUAAGCAGGGCUUCAUCGUCCGCGGCUAA